Messenger RNA from Carlito syrichta (Philippine tarsier), 3635 nucleotides. It is a transcript of the gene TTF2, whose product is annotated as transcription termination factor 2. The coding region runs from base 60 to 3554 and encodes 1164 amino acids. NCBI's taxonomy places the organism in Eukaryota, Metazoa, Chordata, Mammalia, Primates, Tarsiidae. The record is from RefSeq and is a predicted model, not a curated record. Gene Ontology annotation, molecular function: zinc ion binding; ATP-dependent chromatin remodeler activity; ATP binding. The transcript is spliced from 23 exons.
GUCAAAGACGGAAGCAGCGUUGAGGGCGGGGCUCCGCGAAAGAGGAGAACCCGAGCGCGAUGGAAGUGGUCAGGUGUCCGGAGCACGAGACCCUCUGCUUUCUGAAGACCGGCGUCCGCGAUGGCCCGAGUAAAGGAAGGAGCUUCUACGUGUGCCGGGCGGACGCGUGUGGCUUCNNNNUUGUCUCUAGCAUUCCUGUUUCUCAUUGUUUAUUGCAUGAGGACUUUGUGGUAGAACUUCAGGGUUUGUUUCUGCCACAGGGCAAGAAAGAAUACAGAUUGUUCUUCCGCUGCAUUAGAAGUAAGGCCGAGGGGACCCACUGGUGUGGAAAUGUUCCAUGGCAGGAGCCCAAUUUCAAAGAACACUCUGUAACCAUUAAGUCUCAGCAUGCAUCUGAGUCCUUUCACCAUCUUUCCAGCCAGCCGAGAAACCCAUUCAAGGCACUUGACAAGAAUCAAGAACCAGCUCUCUGGAAACAGCUCAUCAGAGGUGAAGGGGAGGAAAAGAUGGCUGGUGAGAAGCAAAGGGAAAAGAAAAAGCAUCUCUUCGAUUCCAGGAGGGAACAGAAGCCUGAGUCUAUCUGCUGUGUGGAGAAAGACCUCUCCUCUGACUCAGUGAUAAAGAAGACGCAACCUCAACCGGUAGUUCGGGAGGAGAGAGCAGCGUUUCAGUGUGAAGCAAAGGAGACUGCGGGCACACACACAACCAACUUCUGUGAAGUUCGGCCCCAGGAGUGCCGAGGUGACGAGCUGACAAGACCACCUCAGGAGCAGCCAAGUGGUAAAGAUGUCCAAAGAGAGCCGGAGCCUCUGAGAGAAAAGGAAGCCCAGCUCUUGCCUCAAAACCUUCACUGGCAGCACCCAGUGAGCAAGGCCCAGAAAGAGGGCCCCGUCCGCCAGGAGCACCUCAAGGACUGGGAGGCUAGAGAAACAAAGGCCAAGGGGGACUCAGGCAAGCAGCCCAGCCAGAAAAGGCCGCCCCGGGGGCUUUCCCAGACCCAGCUGGAGACCCACAGUGUGCCUGCUCCCCAGGAGGCAGCUACAGGGGCUGCUCCGGUGGCAGUGGCCGUGGCGGCAUCAGGGCUUUCCCUGGAUAAGAGGUCUGAGGCUGCCGCAGGCAGUGGCCUUAGGGAGGAAGGUGAUGCUUUUGUUUCCUCUGAGCCUGGGCGCCCCCUGCUCUUUGACUUGACUCUGGACUCACAGAUGAAGGAGAACCUUCAAUUCCCUGAGCAGAGUGUGCAAAGAAAAGUAUCUUCUGCCUCAGGGGUUUCCAAGAAGGAAGAACCCUCAGAUCCAGCUGCCCAGUGGGUGCACCUUACAACACAGUUGAAAAAAAAGAAGAGUACGCUGGCAUCAGUGAACGUCCAGGCUCUUCCAGACAAAGGUCUGAAGUUGCUCCAGCAGAUCCAGGUGCUGGAAGAAGCGCUCGGUGCUCUCGCCCUCUCCCCAGAGCAAGGAACUAAUGAGAAACGCAGCACUCAAGUACCACAGCAGAGUGACUUCACCAGAACCACCCCUGCCCCUCCCCACUUGGUGCCUCCCCAGCCACUUCCUGGCCAGGGUGCCCAGCUUGUGAGUUCUCUGGGACUGAAGGCUGCCGGCCAGGUGACUGCUGGAGGACCCAGUCAGUGCUGUGGAGGCCGUACGAGCCAAGAGCGUGUUCGCGCCGUGUGGAAGGUCACGAGCGAAGCCAUUGAUGAGCUGCACCGCUCCCUUGAGUCAUGUCCUGGUGAGACAGCCGUGGCGGAAGAUCCUGCUGGGUUGAAGGUCCCUUUGCUGCUGCACCAGAAGCAAGCAUUAGCUUGGUUACUAUGGCGAGAAAGUCAGAAGCCACAAGGGGGAAUUCUGGCGGAUGAUAUGGGCUUAGGAAAAACCCUGACAAUGAUUGCACUCAUCCUGAUCCAGAAGAAUCAAGAAAAAAACAAAGGAAAAGACAAAAACAUGCCUGUGAUGUGGCUUUCUAAAGACGACUCCUCUGACUUGGCUUCCCAUGGAACACUGAUCGUCUGUCCCGCCUCCCUGAUCCAUCAUUGGAAAAACGAGGUUGAGAAGCGCGUGAACAACAACAAACUCAGAGUCUAUCUCUACCAUGGGCCAAACCGGGAACCACGUGCCAAAGUCCUCUCGACAUACGACAUCGUCAUCACUACCUACAGCCUUGUGGCCAAGGAGAUUCCCACAAAGAAGCAAGAGGGAGAGAUCCCAGGUGCGAACCUCAGUGUGGAGGGCAUCUCAACACCUUUGCUUCGAAUAGUCUGGGCUCGAAUUAUCUUGGAUGAAGCUCACAAUGUGAAGAAUCCCCGAGUGCAGACGUCCGUAGCUGUGUGCAAGCUACGAGCCCAUUCCCGCUGGGCUGUCACCGGAACCCCCAUUCAAAACAAUUUGCUGGAUAUGUAUUCACUGCUGAGGUUUCUCCGUUGUUCUCCAUUUGAUGAGUUCAGUCUCUGGAAGAGUCAGGUUGACAACGGUUCAAAGAAAGGAGGAGAGCGGUUAAGCAUCUUAACCAAGAGCCUUUUGCUGAGGAGAACAAAAGGCCAGUUGGACUCUACUGGCAAACCUUUGGUGAUACUGCCCCAGCGUAAAUUUCAGUUGCACCAUUUAAAGCUUUCUGAAGAGGAAGAGACUGUUUACAGUGUGUUUUUUGCAAGAUCAAGGUCAGCUCUGCAAUCCUAUCUAAAAAGACAUGAGAAUGGAGGCAACCAGUCGAGGAGAAGCCCUGAUAAUCCAUUCAGUAGAGUGGCCUUAGAGUUUGGGUCCAGUGGACCUGGGCACUUGGAGGCAGCAGAUGCGCAGAGGUCCAGCACCGUCCACAUACUGUCCCAGCUGCUGAGACUCCGCCAGUGUUGCUGUCAUCUUUCUUUACUGAAGUCGGCCCUGAAUCCAACAGAACUACAGGGUGAAGGCCUUGUCCUUUCCUUGGAAGAACAACUCAGCGCUCUGACCUUGUCCGAACUCCAUGACACAGAGCCAUCUGCCACUGUCUCUCUUAAUGGCAUGUGCUUCAAGGUAGAGCUUUUUGAAGACACUCGAGAAAGCACCAAGAUAUCAUCUCUGUUGGCAGAAUUGGAGGCAAUCCGAAGAAAUUCAGGACGCCAAAAGAGUGUCAUCGUCUCUCAGUGGACCAGCAUGCUGAAAGUUGUGGCCCUGCACCUGAAGAGGCAAGGACUGACUUACGCCACCAUCGAUGGCUCUGUCAAUCCCAAACAGAGAAUGGACUUGGUAGAGGCAUUUAACCACUCCAGGGGCCCUCAGGUUAUGCUGAUCUCUCUCUUGGCUGGAGGUGUUGGUCUAAACCUGACUGGGGGAAACCACCUUUUUCUUCUGGAUAUGCACUGGAAUCCAUCACUUGAAGAUCAAGCUUGUGACCGAAUUUACCGAGUGGGACAGCAGAAAGAUGUCGUCAUACACAGAUUCGUGUGUGAGGGAACAGUGGAAGAGAAGAUCUUGCAGCUUCAAGAAAAAAAGAAAGACUUGGCCCAACAGGUUCUAUCAGGAUCCGGAGAAUCUGUCACCAAGCUCACCUUGGCUGACCUCAAAGUCCUUUUUGGCAUCUAGCUUCCAGUUUAUAAGGGCCCAGAAUAGUGCCAUGGCUGGUUUGUGUUAAGAUCUGGGAAUAAUGGCCCAGCUAUGAGCCUU